This is a messenger RNA of Parastagonospora nodorum SN15, 1299 nucleotides long. RefSeq lists its product as hypothetical. The coding region runs from base 1 to 1299 and encodes 432 amino acids. The transcript has 4 exons. The record is from RefSeq and is a predicted model, not a curated record. NCBI's taxonomy places the organism in Eukaryota, Fungi, Ascomycota, Dothideomycetes, Pleosporales, Phaeosphaeriaceae.
AUGACCCAAACAGCUCCAAGACACCCAGCAGGGGGUGACUGGUACCAUCUUCUCGUCCCAGUUGGCAUCAUAAGAUUCGCUCUCUUUGCGCCUCUGGGAAUCUACUGGGCUUCCAGUACGAACCACUGGAACCUCGUUCACGCUCAUGACCAACUCCAGACUUAUGAUCCGAAGAUUGCAAGCGGGGCACAUCUUGCCUCAGAAUGGAGCACUUUUGCCUUUUUCUGGAAUAUUGCAGUGUGGCUCCCAUCUUUCUGGUUUCCUCCACCACUGAAUCUGCCUUUUACGGCUGUCGAUCUUGUCAUAACCAUCUAUGUCUCGUGGGCCACAAGCUAUCAGACGCAAUAUGUUCCACACAUCGAGACAUCUUGCGCUAAAGCUGCUUACAUUCGACCAGCAGGUGCAAAUGAAAGCUUCUUUGAGGCUGCUGGCAGGCUCAAUGGCACAGCGACUACGGGAGGCAAUAUGUGCAAGAGCUUCGUGCAAGAGUGGCAGUACGGUGUCGCCAUCUCAUUCUUCUACGCGCUGAUUGUUCUCUUCGGUCUUAUGGCUUUCUUUGGCGCUUUGAGGGACACAAGACGACAAGGCAAGACAACAAUCGAUAUGUUGAUGGCACUAUGCAAGUCUGCUCUGAAUUGUCUUACGGCAAUACCAAGAGGUAUCGCAACUCUCUUGCUCCUGUUGCUGUGGUUCUUUCCGCAAUGUAUUUUCAGAUGCCUGCCAAUCUCUCUCAAGGCAAAAGUCCGAUUUGGCCGACGGUAUGCGCUGAAGUCCGUAUGGGGCCUUGAACAAAAAGCCGAAUUAGAAGUGACUGAGCUCAAGGACAUGUACAAGCAGAACCAGAGAAAGCAACUGCCACGUUACAAGGGUGGACCUGGAGAAGCGUGCCCGCUGUCAGACUUUCUAGGUGUAUACGACAUGCUGAUGGCCGUCACCGAGGACAUGCACUACCUCGAUGUCAUGACACUCAGUCGCGUUUCAAAAAGCGUUCGAGAGGUAGUCCUGCCUGCGCACGACUUCGAUCGACGUAUCAGGACGUUCCGAAGAUACACAUGUCCAGGAAAAGAGAAGAUGGAAUGCUGGAUAUGCGACAAGCAAAUCUGCACCCAACCUAUCAAGGUUUUGAUCGCUCAAUCACCAACCAGGACUGUCAACAUCGACCCCAAAUCCCACAAACCACCCUCCUCCACCACUCCCAAAACUGCCUGCCAUCCUGCACCAAGUGCUUCCAAGCCCUCGUCGUCAGCCGCUACCAACCGCACCGCCAACGCCCCCCACACUGUAGAUGCGCCCCUAUAA